Molecule: messenger RNA, 1194 nt
Organism: Sugiyamaella lignohabitans
Lineage: Eukaryota; Fungi; Ascomycota; Dipodascomycetes; Dipodascales; Trichomonascaceae
Gene: CIT1
Product: citrate (Si)-synthase CIT1
Exons: 1
Coding region: 1-1194 (397 amino acids)
Biological process (GO): carbohydrate metabolic process; tricarboxylic acid cycle
Cellular component (GO): mitochondrial matrix
Molecular function (GO): 2-methylcitrate synthase activity
Source: RefSeq, a predicted model, not a curated record
AUGCGAGGACUAAAGGCUAUGCUUUGGGAAGGGUCCGUUUUGGAUGCUAACGAAGGUAUCCGGUUCCAUGGUAAAACCAUCAAGGAAUGCCAAGAAUUCUUACCAAAAGCUGAAACGGGUGGUGAAAUGUUGCCUGAGUCAAUGCUAUGGUUUUUGCUUACCGGAAAGGUUCCCAGUGUUGAGCAAGUUCGAGCACUGUCGGCCGAGCUGGCUGCCAAGGGUGAACUGCCAGAUUUUGUCACCAAAACUUUGGACGGCCUGCCAUCUACUUUGCAUCCAAUGACACAAUUCUCAAUUGCAGUCUCUGCGUUGAAUCACGACAGUAAAUUUGCCAAGGCUUAUGAACGGGGUAUUCCCAAAUCUGAGUACUGGGAGUACACUUUUGACGAUGUCAUUGAUCUGAUUGCCAAGCUUCCUCAAAUUGCGGCAAAGAUUUACCAAAAUACUUAUCUAGGUGGUGGUAGAUUGCCCGGAGCCAUUGAUGCCAAUGCCGAUUGGUCACUUAAUUAUGCAAAUAUGAUUGGAAAGGGAGACAACGAAGGCUUCGUUGAUCUUUUGAGAUUAUACUUCGCACUACACGGAGACCAUGAGGGUGGUAAUGUUUCUGCACACACCACCCAUCUUGUAGGAUCUGCUCUGUCUGACGCCUAUCUGUCAUACUCUGCUGGUCUCCAAGGAUUGGCGGGACCUCUCCAUGGAUUAGCUGCUCAAGAAGUUCUUCGUUUCGUUCUCGAUUUGAAGGAGCAGAUCCCAGAUAAUUACACCCCCAAAGAUCUUGAGAAUCAACUCUGGUCCGUUCUCAACUCAGGUAGAGUCAUUCCAGGAUAUGGGCAUGCCGUUCUUCGUCAACCAGAUCCACGUUUCCAAGCUCUUAUGGCUUUUGCUGACUCUCGUCCUGAGGUUGCUGCUGAUCCCGUCUUCAAGCUCGUCAGAGCUAUUUCCGAGGUGGCGCCUGGCGUUCUUACUGAGCACGGUAAGACCAAGAACCCAUUCCCCAAUGUUGACUCGUCCUCUGGAGUUUUGUUCCAUCACUAUGGAAUUCACGAGACCCUUUAUUACACUGUUACGUUUGGUGUUUCGAGAGCUCUUGGUCCUCUUCCUCAACUUAUCUGGGAUAGAAUUCUGGGCCUUCCUAUUGAAAGACCCAAGAGUUUGUCGUUGGAGAAGAUUGUCGAACUGGUGGGAGAUAAAUAA